Messenger RNA from Gadus chalcogrammus (walleye pollock), 3957 nucleotides. It is a transcript of the gene nr4a1, whose product is annotated as nuclear receptor subfamily 4, group A, member 1. Gene Ontology annotation, biological process: cellular response to corticotropin-releasing hormone stimulus; regulation of transcription by RNA polymerase II. Gene Ontology annotation, molecular function: nuclear receptor activity; nuclear glucocorticoid receptor binding; zinc ion binding. The record is from RefSeq and is a predicted model, not a curated record. The transcript has 6 exons. Bases 478 to 2262 code for a protein of 594 amino acids. NCBI's taxonomy places the organism in Eukaryota, Metazoa, Chordata, Actinopteri, Gadiformes, Gadidae. Gene Ontology annotation, cellular component: transcription regulator complex; nucleus.
UCAAAAGAGCAGCGAUGAGGACAACAUCUCUCUUUGGAUUAUAAACUGUUUCAAACUCUGAGAAAGAACAUUACAGGUAAGAACUUUAUUAUUGUUUAUAUUUAAAAGUUAUGUAAUUAUAUUGGCAUGCACACACAUACUAAUGCAAUCAUUUUAAAUAUAUACGAUUUUACAUGAAAAUAUCAGCGCACAGUUAACUUUUGAUGCACAGGUGUACACAAUAUCCUGUACCAGAUAUUGUCUAUGUUGUUAAUGACAUUCACACCUGCUCAAUACAGAGCAAUCCAUCCAAUCAAAACACCUGCCUGCAAAAUGCAUUAAAAAACAAGUAUAAUUUUGAAUAUUUUAACUAGUCAGUGUUAUAUUUCUAUCUCUAACCUGCACACCUUUGAAUGACAGGAAGUACUCCAAGACGAGCAAAGAGAGUCAACUGAGUUCCCCCCCGGAGACACUUCAGGCUAUCUCUCUGACCCAGCCAUGACCUGCGUCCACCCCCAGCACGCCACCCUGCCUUACCCAGACAACUCCCUCUGCAUCCCAGAGUUUGAGAGUUUGGACUUCAGCUCCCGACUGUCCAUGGACAUGAGGUGCCAUCCCUCCCCACCACCCCAACCGGGACUGGGCUUCCUGGCAGGGCCCUUCUCGGGUGACCUCGAUGCCUACUCAUGCCAGAUCACCACCGCCGCCCCCGCAGCGGCCCCCGCCGACCAGGAGCCCCCUUUCCGACUGGACGACCUGCAGGUGUACGGCUGCUACCCCGGCUCCUUCGAGGUGAGCUACCUGGACGAGGCCCCCUCCCCCGGGGGCUCAGAGUACUUCGGGAGCCCGGCCUCCGUCCCGUCGCCUUCCACCCCGGGGCUGUAUGCACAGCCCCCCUCAGCUUGGGAUUCCUCGGCCUUCGGUCCUUACACCCCCUCCCCUGGAUACUGGGCUGCCGAGGAACCACAAGCGCCCCACUGUGCCCCGUUGUACUUCACUUUCGGCCCGGAGGCAACGGAGGACCUGUCGCGCUUUGCUGCCUUGCAGCCCCGGUUAGGGGAGCAGGAGUCCUUCACCCAGCAGCAGCAGCAGCAGCAGCAGCAGCAGCAGCAGCAGCAGCAGCAGCAGCAGCAGCAGCAGCAGCAGCACCCUUCUGCCUUGCCCUACCCGCCCAUGGCCUACCAGCAGCCCAGGCCCCUAGGAGUGAGCAGUGACCCGCUGGAAGACAACCUGUCGCACAAGGCUGGAAGCAACAGCGGGAAUGAGGGGCAGUGCGCCGUGUGCGGCGACCACGCCUCCUGCCAGCAUUACGGCGUCCGCACCUGUGAGGGAUGCAAGGGCUUCUUCAAGCGCACUGUACAAAAGAACUCCAAGUACGUCUGUCUGGCGAACAAGGACUGUCCAGUGGAUAAGAGGCGGAGAAAUCGUUGCCAAUUCUGUCGUUUCCAAAAAUGCUUGGCGGUUGGCAUGGUGAAAGAAGUGGUGAGAACAGACAGCCUUAAAGGACGAAGAGGCAGACUGCCUUCGAAGCCUAAAGCCACAUUGGACGUCUCAAACACUGAAGCUCCGGUUAAAAUGAUUGCUUCUCUUGUCAAAGCACACGUAGACUCAAACCCAGGCAUCGGAAACCUGGAUUACUCCAAGUACCAGGACGAGGUAUUCACUCAAUCCCAGAAGGAGGAUGCUAGUGACAUCCGACAGUUCUAUGAGCUGCUGACGGCAUCCAUGGAGGUCAUCAGGAGGUGGGCGGAGACCAUCCCGGGCUUCUCUGCCUUCUGCCCCGAGGACCGGGAGCUGCUGCUGGAGUCGGCCUUCGUCGAGCUCUUCAUCCUACGGCUGGCCUACCGAUCUAACCCAGACACCGAAGAACUUGUCUUCUGCAAUGGCCGUGUGCUGCACAAGAAACAGUGUGUAGCAGGAUUUGGGGAUUGGAUUGACUCCAUCUUGGGGUUUUCUCAAAGCCUCCAUCGCAUGAAUCUGGACGUUUCCUCCUUCUCCUGCCUUACGACGUUGGUUAUAAUAAGUGACCGGCACGGCCUGAAGGAGCCGUCGCGCGUGGAGGGCUUGCAGAAUCAGCUGAUCGCCUGCCUGAGGGAUCACGUCUCUGCCUGCACCUCUGAUUCAUUCCCGCCCAACUUCUUGUCGAGGCUCCUUGGCAAGCUUCCAGAGCUUCGGACUCUGUGCACGCAGGGCCUCCAGCGCAUUUUCUACCUCAAGCUAGAAAAUCUCGUGGCACCACCGCCUCUAGUGGAAAAGAUCUUCAUGGAAACCUUUCCGUUUUGAAAAAUUGUUCUGUGCCGAAAAACCUUACCGUCUGCUAGGCUGUGAUUUCCUUCCAAAUUUGACAAUCGAGAGGAAGAAAAAGAAACUGGACCUAUUUGGCACACAUGGAGAAGGUCUAUUUGGGUCAUAAAUAUCUGAGUGUUAAACAUUUUUGUUCUUUUCAAUCCCAUGAACACGUGUGCAACAUACAAUUGGUGUAUGCACAUUUAAAAAAUGCUGUCUCAUGGGUAAAAUUGUCAAAGACACAAAAUGAUAUGUUUUCAGAUAUAAUUAUUACUGAUAAAUGCUGCAGUUGUCAAGUUGUAGCGGCAGACUGACCCCCAUGUGGACCAAAGGGAGAGCAUUUACGUUUGCAGCACAAAGUGAUAGGAGUGGAAGCUGGAAAGGGAGAAAAAAGCUUAACUGUUGUGAGUUUACAGUACAACAGAUAGAAAUACAUAUGUACUGCUCCAUUCUCUCUAAGGUGUCUGAACACAAGGUUCUCCCAGCUUUACUGGGACUCUGGGUACGGACAUUAUGAGGAGCACAUGACUCAGCUGUUUUCUAUUUGGGAAAGGUGGUUUAGAUUCUCUUGUAAACACCCUGGCAAAGCGUCCCUUGCCGACAAGGGCUCUUUUUGUGAGCCAAGUUUAUGACGAGAAAUGUUUGUUGAGUGGUGAUUAAGAAAUCAGGAUGGUACUCUAUUGGCAGUCAUCAGUAGUACAUGAUGCAAACGUUUGACAGGUUUUCAAGAAGCAGCUAUGCAUACAGUUUUGAAUAUAAAGUCUUACGCACAGUCCUCCAUUUAAAAUUGGAAGGCUAUAUCUGUUAGCAGUGCACAUUGCUGUUAUGUUUUGAUUCAACUUUGUCUUGGGCAUUUUAUUUGUACAUUCUAGAGACAUGUUAUGUUACAUUUGUAUUUUAGAAUAAAUAAAUAAUUUUACUUAACUUGGUACUGUUAGUAUAUUUUAUUUAUGAACACGUGACAUGCGCAAGCGCAUACAAUAUGGCCGGAUUGAAACAGUUUGAAAUAAUACACUUUUAUUGCUUUAUUUAUUUCGGCACUAGUUCAUUAAGUAGUGUUCAUCAUCUUUGUGGUGUUUCCAGACCAAAAGUAUACCAAAUAAUCCUGAUCCAUGGACCGUUGAGUUGUUGGACGUAAUACCCAACAUAGAUGGCCUCAUGUGAGACCACACUAUUCACUCCUCCAGCCCGCCCUGCCUCUACCAUCCAGCUAUGCACUGCACUCUUUUUAGACGCCUAUGGAAUUCCCUUUGCAGUCUCAUGUAACACAGACUACUUCGACAUUGUAUUGUAUUCCCCCAUCACGCGCUGGUGUACGACAAAAUGCAAGCAGCAAAUCUCACACUGCGUGAACAUUAUAAGGAGGGCUCUAUAAGGCUGUAAAAGAGUAUUUAUAGAUUGUACAAACAGGUGCACAUGCUGACAUGGAGACUGGUUAUUUCUAUGGGAGCCAUUUUUUUUCUGAAACUGAUCAUCUAUCCCCCAAUUCAGUAUUUGUUUAUGAUUAUAAAGCAGGUGUGUUUAUGAUUAUAAAGCAGGUGUGUUUAUGAUGUAGGCCUACAUGGACUUUGAGGAUAAAAAAUAUUGUAUUCAUGCUACAAAUAGAGAUAUGCGUUAACUAAUUACUAACUACAUUUAAAAGCAAUAUUUUGUCUGCACAGGUAAACCUUUAUUAUGGAUAUAAUACAACAA